AUGGACAUUGGAGAGAUCAAGGAAGAGGCAGAUAAAAGAGAGGGAAGAAGAUGUAUGGACAUUGGAGAGACCAAGGAAGAGGCAGAUAAAGAGAAGGGUAAGGAGAAGAUGUAUGGACAUGGAGAGACCAAGGAAGAGGCAGAUAAAGAGAAGGAGAAGACAUGGACAUUGGAGAGAUCAAGGGAAGAGGCAGAUAAAGAGAAGGGGAGAAGAUGUAUGGACAUGGAGAGAUCAAGAGAGGCAGAUAAAGAGAAGGGGAAGAAGAUGGACAUGGAGAGAUGGAGGAGAGGUGGAAGACUGGAAGAAGAUGUAUGGAGACAUUGGAGGACCAAGAAGACAGAAGAAGGAAGAAGAUGUACAUGGACAUUGGAGGAUCAAGGAAGAGGCAGAAGACAUUGGAAGAAGAUGGAGAGAUACCAGAGAAGGGGAGAAGAUGUAUGGACAUUGGAGAGAGAUCAAGGAGAGGAGGCAGAGAAAGGGUAG
This is a messenger RNA of Haliotis rubra (blacklip abalone), 483 nucleotides long. Its product is annotated as octapeptide-repeat protein T2-like. Lineage: Eukaryota; Metazoa; Mollusca; Gastropoda; Lepetellida; Haliotidae. The record is from RefSeq and is a predicted model, not a curated record. Bases 1 to 483 code for a protein of 160 amino acids. The transcript has a single exon.